UCGCAAUCGUAGCAGAUUUGCUUUUUGGUAGGCUCUAGCAACGGCAGCAAGUUCAGCUCACGCCACGAAUCUGAAGAUACCGUAGUCCUAACCCAACGAUCUCCUCAUCUCGCCUCUCCUCAACUUCUUGAAGCAGCCCUCCUCCAUGGGCGUCAGUCUGUCUGAGCUCUUCACGCUCGGCUCCGCGGGAACUCGCCGCCAGAGCCGCCAUCAUGAUUCCGACCCCGCCCACCCGGACGCCUUAUCCAAGAAACGCAGGAUCAUCGAAAAUCUUAACUUUCCCCCGUCGCACGCCGCAUUCGACGCCAAUGCGCCUGCCCCCGUAACCGCGCCCGUGCCCGCGCUCCCGUCGGCUAACCCUUUCGUUUCCCCCGCUGCCGCCGCCGCCGCCGCCGCCGCCCCAGAAUGCGCGCCCAAGCAGAUAGACUUCUUCAAGGCGCGGGCGGACUCGGACGCGCUGCCCGGGGCAGAAGAAACUUCCGACGGGCCGUCGCUGACCGACCUGGGAGAGGAUCUUCUGCUAAAGAUUCUCCAGGAGGGGCAGCCGACGGCGUGGGACCUAUGCCGGUACGCGUGCGUGAACGCCACGUGGCGGAAGCUGUGCUACAGCCGGGUGUUCUGGACCAAGCUGCGCAUCGGCCCGGGCAGCAUGCACGCAGGCGUCGAGCAAUUGGCUCCGCGUUGCGCGCAGCUGACGGACUUAUUUAUCGACGACCCGCGCUGCGAGCUGCACGUGCUGCACCCGAUUAUAGUCUCGUGCGGCGAGUCGCUACGCCAUGUGGUCAUCGACUGCGAUCAGGAUAGCACGAGCCGGAACGAAGCGUCGAUCUGCAGUAUUCUAUGGAUUAUUUCGCUUUAUUGCAAGCAGGUUCAGAGCAUCGAGCUGACGUCAGCGGGUGUAGAGACGUCGUUCGGGGCGCUUGAGACGCGGUGCAUGUGGUAUCUCACUUCGGGCUUCCGAAACGUGCGACACUUCGCGAGUCUUUCGCGAAACAGUGUAACGAAGCAGGCGAUUUACCUCAUGGUGAUCGCGUGGAGGGAUCUGACGUGCCUUCGAAUUCACAACGGCGCGCUCGAGGUCGACGAUCUCUUCGCCCUUCGCAAAUGCGCGGGCUUGCGACUUCUGGAGCUCGUCGGUGGGUCGAUCCAAACCCCCGGCGCUCUCGCGAACAGCUGCCCGUUCGCAGCAGCGUCCGGCGCAACUGUUUUCCAUCGCGAGCUUGAAGUUUUAGUGCUGACCGACGUGGAUUUCGACGCGGGGGCAGUUGCAACGAUCGCGCUGCACUGCCCGAAGCUGCGAAAAAUCAUCGUGAAGGGCGUCUGCUGCCACGCGUGCGGGAGCAAGGUUGCGCGGGGGGGACCCGAGGGUGACAAAGCUGCGGAGGCUGCGAGCGCUUGUGCGAAGCAAAAGGUCGCGCUUCUGCGACAAAUUCUGUCGCUGGCCGACAGGUUGGAAGUUGUGAUGCAGUGAUACGCGUUACGGGGAUCUUCGGUAAGAGGGAGGGUUUUGGAACAGAGGGCAUCUACCAUCCAGGUGCUGAUGCUGCUUGUGUAGGGGGGUCUCAUCAUUGGCAAGUUGAGCUAGGAUAGCCUAUUUAUAGCAUUUUCUUUCCAUGUGUCCAACCGUUUGUGACUGACGAAUUCAGAUCAGAACCCUGUGAACCGAUUGGUCCAGCAGCUCCCCGUGAAAGCGUCCAGGUCUGGGGGAUUGAGGUUGAC
Closterium sp. NIES-67 is the source of this 1719-nucleotide messenger RNA. Lineage: Eukaryota; Viridiplantae; Streptophyta; Zygnematophyceae; Desmidiales; Closteriaceae. The record is from the annotation of a GenBank genome assembly.